Messenger RNA from Gigantopelta aegis, 5165 nucleotides. Its product is annotated as sulfate transporter-like. Gene Ontology annotation, biological process: transmembrane transport. Gene Ontology annotation, molecular function: bicarbonate transmembrane transporter activity; chloride transmembrane transporter activity; oxalate transmembrane transporter activity. Gene Ontology annotation, cellular component: membrane. The transcript is spliced from 16 exons. NCBI's taxonomy places the organism in Eukaryota, Metazoa, Mollusca, Gastropoda, Neomphalida, Peltospiridae. The coding region runs from base 1 to 2322 and encodes 773 amino acids. The record is from RefSeq and is a predicted model, not a curated record.
AUGUCUGAUUCGGAGGAAGAACCUGAUGCUGAGCUUACUGCCACCAGGAGGCGCCACAUUCACUGUGGACAUGCAGGCUACAGUCUCAUCGAGUUCGAGGAGACGUACAGGGACAAACCAGAGAAGAAAACUGUGAGGGACAGACUAAACACUUGUACGAGAAAAUGCUGCAGUCUUGAGAGUCUAAAGAAAAGUCUUUUGAAAUUGUUUCCGUUCAUACAGACGUUAAAAUCGUACAAGAUAACUGAGGAUCUUCCGAACGAUCUUAUUUCUGGUCUGACAGUUGGAAUCAUGAUGAUCCCUCAAGGAAUGGCAUUUGGAGCCCUGUCCACUCUUCCUCCGAUUGUCGGGCUAUACAUCUCCUUAUUCGCACCACUCACAUACUUCUUUUUUGGCACAUCAAGACAGUCUUCACUGGGAUGCAUAGCUGUUCUUAGUUUGAUGAUGGCAAGUAUUCUCGAUAAGUAUGAUGAGAAUGUGAAGGAGACGAUGAUACUCAGUCAGAAUGUGUCUGUUGUUACCAUGACAACCGCCGUACCAACGGCUGUCCUGAUGUCGGCAUCAACAGGGAGUGAGUACAAUAUCAUUGGCAACCUCACCACUGUUUCUGGUGUUCUGUCUGAAGACACAUCUCCAGAAAUGACAGCCGAAGCGGUUGCUAAGCGAGUUGAAUUAGCAGGGGCAGUCACUCUUGUAGCCGGUCUUAUCACGAUGAUCAUGGGCAAGUGUGGGUUUGGUUUUGUCAUUACGUACAUGUCGAAUGCCCUGAUCACAUCGUUCACUGUUGGGGUGUCCAUCCAUGUAAUCAGCAGUCAGCUGAAGAACGUCUUCGGUCUUAAGCUGCCACGACAUACUGGAAUCGGCAAGAUUGUCUUGACAUGGUAUGAUAUGUUUGCUAAUAUCUCAAAAUCCAAUCCAGCCACUGUGAUCAUAUGUUCAACAUGUAUCCUGAUCAUGUAUCUGGUGAAAACACAGGUUAAUCAGAGAUUCAAGUCGAAAAUGAGAAUUCCUGUUCCUAUAGAGCUCAUAAUAGUAAUAGCUGGCACACUUGCUUCACAUUAUGGAUAUUUUCAAACAAACUAUGAUGUUCCUGUUGUUGGCAACAUUCCUGUUGGGGUUCCUGUACCACGUCUUCCCAACGUUCUCCUAGCCAAAGAUUACAUAGCAGAAGGUAUGAUUAUUGCCAUUGUGGCGUAUGCUCAGACUGUGUCCAUGGCAAAAACAUUUGGCAUCAAGCACAACUAUAAAGUCGAUUCCAACCAGGAGAUGUUUGCAAUUGGUUCGGCCUGUCUUGUGUGUUCUAUUUUUUCGGGAUUUUUCACUGCAGCGUCAGUGUCACGGUCCAUCGUGCAGGACGGCGCUGGAGGUCGCACUCAGGUGACGUCGCUGAUUGCAUGCUCAGUUGUUUUGUUAGUCAUCAUGGUCAUUGGUCCUUACUUACACGCAUUACCACUGUGUGUCCUGGCAAGUAUUAUUAUCGUCAAUCUCCGUGGGAUGUUCAUGAAACUGUUUACUUUGAGAGAAUUGUGGCGCAAGUCACGAUAUGACUGUACCGUGUGGAUUCUGACAUUUCUAGCCUGUGUUCUGCUUGAUACGGACAUUGGUUUACUGAUUGGUGUUUUGGUGUCCUUAUUUAUUGUGGUUGUGAGAACACAGAUCUUAUCCUCGAUGACAGUGGGUAUUGUGAGCCAGACAUCCGAGUUCAGAUCACUCAAGUAUUACAAACAGGUUGCUGAACUCCCAGGUAUUAAAGUUAUCAGACUGGAUGCACCACUUUACUUUCCAAACUCGGAAAUGUUUGUGAAAAAGGUUCACAAACUGACCGGGAUCAACCCAAUAAAGCUGAAGAAAUAUCUCCUGAAGAAUGGGCACACCAUCACAAUAGAUGACCAGAGAACAAAUACUGAAUCAGUUCAGGCCAACUGUGUUGCCAACUCCAACAUGGAAGAAUCAGAAAUGAUAAGCUCAAGACCUCAACAUAUCAUUCUGGACUUGUCGGGGGUCACCUUCUUUGAUAUGAUGGGUGUCAGUGCCCUGCACCAGAUUAUAAUUGAGUUUGAAGAUAUACAUAUCAAGGUUUUUGUAGCGGAGGCUAGAGAGAGAGUUAUGGGUGUAUUGAGAUCGAAUGAUUUCAUAAAGAAUCACGGACAUCUCAUGUACACGACACUGGAUUCUGCUGUGGCAGCUGCAUCUGCUACCAGUACUACUCCCCGUACAUCAGUCACAGAUACCGGCAGCACUCAGGUGACAUCGGGCCUGAAUAACAACCCGACUCGCGUCCAAACUACGCACAGUGAUAUUGAAGCAAACAAUGAACUAUAAUGUUUUUUAAGUCUGUUCUGGUAGUCAUUAUAGAUGUAUUGUGGUCAAUUCAAAGUAUUUUUUGCAGCCCAUUACCUCAUACAUCAACACUCAAGGUUUCUGUUACAGUUAAGAGGCUGUUCAUAAUUAGAAACAUUUUCAUGAGCAUGCAAUAUUUAAAAACCAAAGCGGGCAUUGAAAUAAGUAAAGUGUGUGGCAACCCGGCCAUGUAUAGGUAGCCAAUAAUUAGGGACCUGUUAACAUAUAGAUUGUGACACAUUCAUCAGGUUUACAAUAAUUCUCAUUAUAGUUUACUAUAAAACAUUUCAUAGAUCUACGGAUACUUUGUGCUUCAUUCAAUGUUCUAAUUGUAAUGAUACUUGAAUGGGAGUAACACAGUUUAGGUGGUCUAAUUGUAAUGAUACUUGAAUAUGGGAAUAACACAAUUUAGGUGGUGUUACUGUUGUUUAAAACAAUUUUGUGGAGAACAAAAUACAUAAUGUUAAACCGUUUUCUACUUUUUGACUUUUAGUUCUCAACUUAUUUCGAUGCCUGCAAAAUGUCAUUUGGCAGAAUUCAAACCUACCGCACCAAUUUACAUGGCAUUUGGCAGUCCUUAACUUUAACUGCUUGUCUACCAGGACCAUAUAUUGGAUAGGUGUGUGUGUUAAAGCCAGGGUACACUUCUAAAACCAAAAUGUUGAAUUUGCAUUAUUAGGAAGUUUGGGUAGGGGGAUACAAAAAAAAAGAAAAAAAAAGCUUAUGGUUUGCAUACUUGUGAAAAUAUUGAUAAUUAUUAAUGGCCUUUUUUACCUCUGUCUUGGUCCAUAUCAGUCUAGACUCUACCCACUGACUCAUCCAGCUUGGGUGUUCCUAACAGAAGCCGAAGCUUCCACUGGCAUAGCCGUUAGGAUAUCUGAGAUAUGCAAAUCCCCUUAUCACAUCAAGGGAUGGACCUAGACCAGGGACCAUAGUUAUAGUUCCAAAGCUAUCUUAGCACUAUGAAAUCAUAAAACCAUCGUAAGAUAUGACGUCUCUAUGGUGCGAUAUCGUAGUCUGAAAUGAUUUUACGAUUUCAUAGUGCUAAGAAAGUUUCGAAACAAAUAUGGGCCCAGGACCGUAGGAAUGAUAUCUGGGGUGGGGUGGGCACAACCUCUAGUGGUGUGUGUGUGUGUGCAAGCCAUAUUUUUACCUUUAUUUAUGUAAACAUAUAUUUUCGUCCUCAAAUGGGGGCGCAGGUUCCCCCCAUCACAUUUCCUACGAGUUUACAGAUGGGGUAUGUUUCAGUGGAUUUGUUUUGUAAACAUAUAUAUAUACUUGCACAGCAUUAUGUAUGACAUUUCAGGAUAUACAUGUAGUUGUUAUAGUUUAUUUUAGUGUAUUUGUUUAUUUUGUAGUGCUAUACAGGUAGUGCAAUAUUAAGUUUAGAGUAUAGCUUAUUUUGGUUAUACAGUCAUGUACAAGUAGUGCAAUAUAAAUUUCAGAGUAUUGCUUAUUUUGGUUAUGUAGUCAUGCAAAUGUAGUGCAAUAGUAAAUGUAGAAUAUAGUUUAUUUUUGAGUGAUAUAAAAUUGAAGGUACAGUUUAAGUAUAUUUUUGCUAUGCAGUUGUUUACAUGUAGUGCCAUUUAUAUGUCAUGGUAUGUGAAUUUACAUGUACAUGUAGUAUUAUGAUAUUUGAAACUCAGUUUAUUUCAUUUUUCUUUGAUGUAGUCACUUAAUUGUAGUGCAAUAUACCAUUUAGUCUUUUGUUUAAGUUUAUUUUAGUGGGUGUUUUUGUUUAUGUUAAUUUACAGUUCAAUUGCUUUACUUAUUAUUGAGCUAGUGAAAUCUACCAUGGAAGCAGAAAGGUUCGUGAGAUGUAGGGUUGGACGUAAUGCUUUUCAGUAAUAAUUAAUUAAUCAGGCCGUAAUCUGUGGUGAAAUGAACGUUUUCUUCGAUGAAAUUCGGCUCAAGUCGCAGAGUUAUUAGCAAUAGCGAGAAGUUGAAGUUGCCGUGAUAUUUGACCUAAUCUGAUUUCAAAAAUUAAAUAACACAACAGACGUCAAGACACUAACUUGUUUUUAGUGUCAUAGUUCAUUUGGCACCUUGAUGUCCAUGUCUUUACUUUGGUGCCAGAGUGUACAUCGAUGCAUGUCGCACUGUUUGCAGUAACCAGUUAAGCGUUUGAUAAUUCUCGGCAACAUUCAUUUCAGUAAUACCAAAAAUACUAAUUAUUACUUUCAUUUUAACAUAACAACAACUUAAUAAUAUCAAAUGUUUAAAUUUUAUUACUGGAAAUAGUAGUAUUUUAUAUUGAAAUAUUGAGAGUAGAAUUGAGCAGAGAUUGGGCGAUUACUUGACAAAAGUAAUCGAUUACGAUUAUGAUUACUUGAGAAUGUCAUGAUUGCAAUUAUGAUUAUGAUUACAAGAAAAUUGAAAGUAAUCAAUUAUGAUUACGAUUACUUGAGAAUGUCACGCUUACAUGUAUGUAUACGAUUACAAAAAAAUUGAAAGUAAUCAAUUACGAUUGCCAAUACAUUUCCACAAAUACAUGUAUACACAAAUAGUGAAAUGAUGUUACCAACUUGAAAGUAUUCACUUUAUUUCACAACCAUACUGAUUUCAUUCAUUAAAAGACAAUGGAUAAUUUUGGAUUAUUUAUUAAAUGAUUUCAAAAAUUUAUGAACUUAUGCUGCAGGGUGGGAAUCAGUUUCCAAAAUGAGAUUUAUUAUUCUUAAUUUGGAUUAUUGAAGAAAAGGUAUCCAUAACCAUAGGUAUAAUUACAGUAUCAAUGAAUAAAAUAUAUAUUAUUUUUUAUUAUUGAAUUAAGCCAUAAUUAGUAAUUGCAAACUGUCUGAUCACUAUUACUUGUCGUAUACCAUUUA